UGUUGUCAGGAACAUCUCGGGGGAAAAUCAGAAUGGCAAGUUCCAAACUAACCGAGUAACCACCAAUCAUUGCUCAUCAUUUCCAAUAAUGAAGGCAACAUAUGCAAUAGAAUAAUCCAGGAAGUAACAUGCACAGAACUUUGAUAGUGACUCAUAAACCACUAACUAGCUUUCUUCAAGCUCACUUAAAACACCCAAAAAAGAUGUUUAGACUUGACAGAUAAUGAACCGAUCUUCCAAUAUCGUUAAGACCUCUGUCACGAUGUCGGCGUCCCAGAAAACGAUUGGCAUAAAAACGUUUUACUGGGUGGGACACGCAUCUAGAUUUACUUCUCAAGUUCGACGAGGUAACCAACCGCAACAAUUAGGUAACUGGGAGCAGCUGAAUAAAAGGAAGGCAACGCUUGUGACAAAAGCAAAAACCAUCCCUUCCUCCCUACUCAACAAGAUGCAGAAAAGACCAACCAGAACAGCCACUUUCAUCAAAAACCCAAUACACCUAAAUGAGAAGGAUGUAAUUGUAUUGUUGUGUUGCUCAAAGGUGAGAGAAGAAAAAACAAACAAUGCCACCGGAAGUACUUCAUUUUCGUCCUCUCUUACCACCCCUAGUUCAACUUUCUUCUCCAGUCACAACUCAACCACAGGAAAAUCAACCUUCCGGUCACAAAGUGUCCCAGGAAACCAAGAGAAUGGGCCUUACUAAAAGGGAACUCAUCCCCAUACUUGUUCUGAUUCUUUCAGUCGUGUCAGUUAUCAGACUUCUGAGCAUCAUCGUGAGUACUUCAUCUUCCUCCCAUGGCUCAUCGGGUCUGUAUCCAGGCACUCAACACCGUAGCUUCACCCUAAAUGCGCCUGAAACUGGAUCCUCAAAGAAGCCUAGAAGACCUCCCCGCGUCACCACCCUAACGAAAAAGGAAUUCAGAGUCCUGUCAAACCUCAUUGCCCAGAAAGUCCCCUGCAACAUCCUUAUAUUCGGGUUUCACUCCCAAUACCUUACCCUCUCUUCAUUGAAUGCAGAUGGUAGCACUAUCUUCCUGGAGGAUGACCCUCAUAAGAUAAGCAAGGUAAGAUUUACCUCGAACAACACCCGAAUAUACAGAACUGAGUAUAACAUGUCAGCAAAAGACGCCUACGAACUGCUCAAGGAAGCGAGGCAGAACUCAGCUUGCGCGCCCACUAACCCCAAAAUGCUUCGAAAAUCAAAAUGCAAACUUGCAUUGAAGAAUUUGCCAGCAGAAGUGUACGAAAAGAAUUGGGAUGUUGUGGUAGUAGAUGGACCCAAUGGGGAUUCGCCGGAAUCACCAGGCAGGAUGGCACCGAUUUAUACAGCCAGUGUUUUGGCGAGAGCAGCGAAUGUCUCCAACGUGGUAGUGCACGAUGUAGAUCGUACCAUAGAGAAAUGGUUUUCUUGGGAGUUCCUUUGUGAUGAGAAUUUGUUGCAUUCCAAAGGAAAAUUGUGGCACUUUAGGAUAAAUCACUUCCAUUCCACAAGAUUCUGCACUGAUGGAACACAAACCAAGCAGAAGAACCAUUCUGCACGUGACAGAGAUAGUAAAACGAGUUCGAGGGAUCUCAAAAGUCAAUGAGCAUAAAUCACCUUAAACAAGUGCCAAAGGACUACCGUUGAUGCCUUGGCAACCUUUGUUUGGCCCAGGAUCACUCUAGCUUGCAUGAUUGUAAGUGACGAUUAGAGAGGAACUCGAACAAUCACUCCUACCUCGCUGCUAAGUCCGAGCGACGCAAGAAUAGCUCAUUCAGCUCAUAUGGGCCUGAGAAGCAGAAGCAUUUUUUAUUCUUUAUAUUGUAUUUUUUUGGGACCAAACUAGAAGCUGAGUCAAACCUGGCAUGCCUAUUAUUUUUGUUAUUAUUACUACUAUAAUUAUUAUUUUGUAAAUUUAUUGUCAUGGAGCGAUUGAGAGCGGAUAUUAUUUGUAUUCUUGUAGAUUCGACAAGCACAUUUUUAGCACAAAUACUGACUAAUUACUU
Neltuma alba is the source of this 1986-nucleotide messenger RNA. Its product is annotated as probable methyltransferase At1g27930. The transcript has a single exon. The record is from RefSeq and is a predicted model, not a curated record. Bases 564 to 1586 code for a protein of 340 amino acids. Lineage: Eukaryota; Viridiplantae; Streptophyta; Magnoliopsida; Fabales; Fabaceae. Gene Ontology annotation, biological process: xylan biosynthetic process.